CUGCCGGCGAGGCGGAAGCGGAAGCGCGGGUGCUGGGGAGAGAUGGCAGCCGGCGGUCUGAGCCGCUCGGAGCGCAAGGCGGCGGAGCGGGUCCGCAGGCUGCGAGAAGAGCAGCAGCGGGAGCACCUCCGUCAGGUGUCCCGCAUCCUGAGGAAGGCGGCGGCCGAACGCAGCGUGGAGGAGGGCCGGCUGUUGGCUGAGAGCGAGGACCUGGUGACAGAGCUGCAGGGCCGAAGCCGGCGGCGCGAGGGCCUAAAGCGGCGCCAGGAAGAGGUGUGCGAUGACCCGGAGGAGCUGCGAGGGAAGGUCCGGGAGCUGGCCAGUGCUGUCAGGAGCGCCAAGUACUUGGUGGUCUACACAGGCGCAGGGAUCAGCACGGCAGCUUCCAUACCAGAUUACCGGGGCCCCAAUGGAGUGUGGACGCUGCUACAGAAAGGGAGAAGCAUCAGUGCCACUGACCUGAGUGAGGCUGACCCAACCCUCACCCACAUGAGCAUCGCCCGCCUGCAUGAGCAGAAGUUGGUGCAGCAUGUAGUGUCUCAGAACUGUGACGGGCUCCAUCUGCGGAGCGGGCUGCCCCGCUCGGCCAUCUCGGAGCUUCAUGGGAACAUGUACAUUGAGGUCUGUACCUCCUGCACCCCCAACCGGGAGUACGUGCGGGUGUUCGACGUAACGGAGCGCACUGCCCUGCACCGGCACCAGACGGGCCGGGCCUGCCACAGGUGUGGGGCCCAGCUCCGGGACACCAUCGUGCACUUCGGGGAGCGGGGCACAUUGGGGCAGCCGCUGAACUGGGAGGCGGCCACCGCGGCUGCCAGCAAAGCAGACACCAUUCUGUGCUUGGGUUCCAGCUUAAAGGUCCUGAAGAAGUACCCCCACCUCUGGUGCAUGGGCAAACCCCCCAGCCGACGGCCCAAGCUCUACAUCGUGAACCUGCAGUGGACACCCAAGGAUGACUGGGCCACCCUGAAGCUGCAUGGGAAGUGUGAUGACGUCAUGCGACUCCUCAUGAGCGAGCUGGGCCUGGAGAUCCCCCUGUACAGCAGGUGGCAGGACCCCAUCUUCUCUCUGGCAACGCCCCUGCAUGCAGGUGAAGAAGGCAGCCACAGCCAGAGGCCGCUGUGUAGGAACAGAGAGGAGCAGCCGUCCUGUGACCCUGGUGCCCCGCCCCACCCUGCCCCUACUCGCGGGGGCUGGUUCGGCAGGGGCUGUGCCAAGCGCACAAAGAGGAAAAGGGUCACGUAG
Orycteropus afer afer is the source of this 1245-nucleotide messenger RNA. RefSeq names its product sirtuin 7 (gene SIRT7). NCBI's taxonomy places the organism in Eukaryota, Metazoa, Chordata, Mammalia, Tubulidentata, Orycteropodidae. Gene Ontology annotation, molecular function: NAD+ binding. The record is from RefSeq and is a predicted model, not a curated record.